Molecule: messenger RNA, 1023 nt
Organism: Exophiala aquamarina CBS 119918
Lineage: Eukaryota; Fungi; Ascomycota; Eurotiomycetes; Chaetothyriales; Herpotrichiellaceae
Exons: 1
Coding region: 1-1023 (340 amino acids)
Molecular function (GO): oxidoreductase activity, acting on NAD(P)H
Source: RefSeq, a predicted model, not a curated record
AUGGCCACUCAUCGCGCCCUGAUCUACCCAGCGCAGGGUGGAACACCCAAACUCGAGAACCUGCCGACCCCAACACCCGGCCCAGAUGAAGUUGUCAUCUCCGUCAAAGCAGUGGCCCUGAACGGGCUUGACAACUAUAUGCUCGCGCUUGGUGCGUUCGUCGGCCAGUGGCCCGCGGUCGCCGGUUCAGAUGUCGCCGGGGUAAUCGAGAGCGUGGGAUCAUCGGUCCCAGAGACCCACAAACCAGGAGGGCGCGUCCUCGCCCUGACUGAGGCAUUUACUAAGCUUGCGCAAACGCCUUACGGAGGUUUCCAGGAGAAGAUCCUUGUGCACGUCAGCAAGGUCACGCCGAUCCCUGACUCUUUGGGCUUCGCUGAUGCUUCCAUCGUUCCCACCUCUUUGUGGACGACUUGGCUCGCUAUGCGCAUCAUCGGGAUCCAGCCCGAGACCAAGUACACUUCUUCGGACAAGAAAGGCUUCCUUGUCUGGGGUGCAUCAAGCAGCAUCGGCAGUGGAGGGGUGCAGGUCGCGCGUUCCCUCGGCUACGAAGUAUAUGCGUCCGCGUCACCACAGCACCACGAGUACCUGAAGUCGUUGGGCGCAAGUGUUGUCGUUGACCACCAUGAUCCAGCCGCAGCGGUAGAAUCACUCGUCUCCGCCGCGAAAAGCCAUGGUGUCACGAUCACGGAGGCGUACCACGCCAUCGGCGACUUGAAGCCCGUGCUGGACGUCGUAGCAGGCUUUGGAGGCGGCAAGGUCGCGAGCGCCAUUCCACCCAAUGAGAACACCCCGCAGGUCGAAAGUGUGCAAUGGUCAUUCAUCGUUCCUCCGCAGGGUGAAGCGGCUUUGAGGGAGUAUGAUGCAUUCAUUUUCAAUCGCUGGCUUCCCAAGGCGUUACUGGAUGGGACUUAUAAGCCCUCGCCCAAGACGAAAGUUGUUGGGAAGGGGUUGGGGGCCCUCAAUGAGGCCUUGCGCGUUUUGCAGAAGGGUGUGAGUGGGGAGAAGCUCGUUGUUGAGUAUUAA